Molecule: messenger RNA, 1981 nt
Organism: Galdieria sulphuraria
Lineage: Eukaryota; Rhodophyta; Bangiophyceae; Galdieriales; Galdieriaceae
Exons: 3
Coding region: 184-1956 (590 amino acids)
Biological process (GO): regulation of gene expression
Cellular component (GO): nucleus; cytoplasm
Molecular function (GO): mRNA binding
Source: RefSeq, a predicted model, not a curated record
ACUGUUGAUUUCAAUUGACGCUGAGAAUUGUAGAGGGUUGGUUUGUUUAUUUAUCUGUGGGUAGUUGUCUGGUCAGUGACUGUGCUUUUUGAUGAUUGUUUCGAUGCACAAGUAGUCUGGUGUUAAAGACCCUUUGAAAGUAGUUGAAUAUUUUAUUUUUGGUUUUCAUAAUUGUGUUUUGAAAUGUCCAAGGUUCGAGCUUCAGAUAAGAAUGGUGACAACGUGGAUAGUGGAAAGAGUAUUCUUCUUAGCCAAGAGACAAGAGACACUGUCUAUGCAAAUGUUGAAGAAAAUAUCCAAACUUGUAAACGGGAUGAGAGUAUCAAACAGACACCACCAGAAACUACUGAGCAAAGACAACUUUCACAGAAAGAGUCAGUUGAAUAUCAGGAUACCAGAAUAGAAAGUGUAGAAACAUCAAAUAAUACUUUCAAUCGAGCAGCACCAGAUGAAGUUGCAUUGAAUAAAGAAGGAGACAAUCACGUUUCUAUGUAUAAAAUAGAACAAUCAGUGAGUAGUGAAAUGGGAGAGAAUCCUGACGAUAUCAAGAUGGAUUUUAUUGAAGUUCCUAAAGAAGCAGUUGGCUUUAUAAUUGGCAAGGGAGGUGAAACCAUAAAGGAAUUGAGCAUGAAGUCAGGAGCAUAUAUGGAAGUAGAAAGACGAGAUAUUGAUGCAUCAUCAGCCAAUCGACUAUUUCGAAUACAAGGAAUAUCCAAUCAUAUACAACUUGCUAAACAACUUAUUUUAGAAAAAGUAGCCGGGGUUCUUGUAGGUCAAAGUGUUUGUUCUGUAACGUCAGUCGGUUCCAUUCAAUCUGAACUUUGGAUACCUAUGGAUCGAGUAGGCGUUAUUAUAGGUAUUGGGGGACAAACUAUCAAGUCUUUAGAAGAGCAAUCUCAAACAACUAUUGUUGUGCACAAUGAGAAAGUAAAUGCACUUGGAGAGAAACUUGUUACUAUUGUUGGAAAACCUCAAGAAGUACAUAUAGCAGAAAUGCUUAUUCAGGAGAUAAUUCAAAAGCCAUCCCGAGUCAUGAAUGCUACUUUGUAUUCGCCGGUCAUGGGUCAAACAACUUAUCCUGGAUUGGUAUCACCUGAACUUUCCUAUUUGUCAAGAACAAGUCUAAGGCCGAUGACCAACAAAACUAUAUUUGUUCCACGAAAGAGUAUUGGAAUGAUUAUAGGAAAGCGUGGUGAAACAAUAAGAGACCUUCAAUAUCGGUCUGGAGCUUCCAUUCGAGUUGUUCCAGAUAAUGAAGUAUCUGUAAAUACUGUUGAACGGCCUAUUAUUGUUUCAGGAAGUCUAGAGUCAGUUGAACUUGCACACAAUCUUAUCAAUGAUAUCGUAAAUGAAGGGAUUGAGAGAUUAGGAGGUGAUCUUUCAGAGUCCAAGACUCUUUAUCCAAGUGCUUCUAUUAGUUUACGAAUUCAAAUACCGAAUGACAAAGUUGGUUGGUUAAUAGGAAAGAGUGGUUCUACGAUUCGUGAGUUGCAACAACGUUCUGGUGCACGUAUUCAGGUAGCGAAGCCUUCUGAAACGGAUAUUCAUACAAGAUCCGUAACUAUUACUGGACCUCCUCCUUUUGUAGAGAUAGCCAAACAACUUAUUGCUGAGAAACUUGCAGGAUAUUAUAUGCGACAAAGUGGGUAUCCAUCUAUGAAUAUUCCGCAUAGGAGACUUGAACAGGAGUCGGAAUUACCUGUAGCAGCUUAUGGUAGUCCUAUUCCCAACUAUACUUAUGAGAUGAAUCCUUAUGCAAGUACUUUUGAUCCCACUAUGUAUUAUCCAAUAUAUGGAAUGGUUUAUACUCCACCAACAACAACUACAACCUCAUCUUUUACAACGAUUCCUCAUAUGAAUAUCUCUCAAGACAUGGGAAGUGUAGCCAAUGUACCACCAACGUCAUCUGUUGAGGAAACCAAUCGAGUGGUUUCUUCUUCACCUUUUCCAACCUAAUAUGAAUGAAUGUCUUUUAUAUGUG